Molecule: messenger RNA, 850 nt
Organism: Daldinia caldariorum
Lineage: Eukaryota; Fungi; Ascomycota; Sordariomycetes; Xylariales; Hypoxylaceae
Exons: 1
Coding region: 579-839 (86 amino acids)
Source: RefSeq, a predicted model, not a curated record
AAAAAAAAAAAAAAAAAAAAAAAGAGAAUUCUCGUAUUUGCUAUUCGCUCGACGGCUCGACAGCACGGAACAAACCGGAACAGAAAGAAAUAAGUAAUAAGAAGAAAUAAGAAAUGAGGGCAGACGUCUCAUCAUGACAUGGAAAAUGGCGGUACGGAUUACGGAAAUGGGCAUUUGAUCGAAUUGCAUGAUCUUGUUAGAUUACACGCGUAUGAGUAGACGGGGCAAUGAACUGCGGAUUGGCCAUUAAAGUGGUAAAAUUGGUAGUAGUAGUGUUACAACAGCGAGCGAGCGAGAGAGAAGGAGAAAAAGGAGAGAAGUACAGAAAGAGAAGCACGGAGCGCAGAGCAUACACGUACCUACGCGCUGCGCGGCUCAGCUUCGCAUAACAUGGUAUUAUUGGCAUAGCAUUGGCAUUGGCAUUAGCAUAGCAUUGGCAUAGCACGCACGCUCGCACGCACGGCACGGCACGGCACGGCACAAGUACGUCAGGUUGCGAAAUUUAGGACUGAUAUGCGCCAUGAAACCUACCUAAGGUACCUCAUAAAUCGUAAGUCAUCAGUCAUAAGACGUACAUAAUGUAUGUAUGUACGUACUUACCUAAGUUAUAUAGGUAUUAUACCUAUAUGUACGUGUUAUAUGUAUCUACUACUAUGAGCACAUGCAUACUCUUGUUGAGGAUAUUUGUUUUGUCCUUUUUUUUGGUUUUGUUCUGUUCUGUUUCGUUAUUUUAUUUUUCCCGCCUUCUUGGAUGUUUACGAAGAAAAUUGAAAAUUUCCGGUAUAUAUGUGCUGAGGUUUUUAGCUGUUACCGACAGAAUGGAACAGCGCCGGGCCUAACACGGGAACUC